Messenger RNA from Drosophila innubila, 365 nucleotides. RefSeq names its product U-scoloptoxin(16)-Ssd1a-like. The transcript has 2 exons. The coding region runs from base 23 to 364 and encodes 113 amino acids. The record is from RefSeq and is a predicted model, not a curated record. NCBI's taxonomy places the organism in Eukaryota, Metazoa, Arthropoda, Insecta, Diptera, Drosophilidae.
UGUGAAUCAGUCUUAGUUUUGAAUGCUACGCGAUAAGAUGAAUCUAUUCAUGAACGGAAUUUUGCUGCUGCUUGCAGCUCUGCUCUUGCCACAUUCUGAGGCAGCCUUGGCACGAGGCAUCUUUAAGGACCCAGCGCAUCCAGGCAAAUGUGUGGUUAAACCGAAUCUUAUUUUGAGUUCUGGACAAUCUGCAAGAUACCCAGACAUGGAUUGUGCUCGCAUCAUGUGCGAACAGGACAGUCAUGCCACAAUAAGCACGUGUGGUGUUGAGGCUGCACCUCCUGGUUGUAGAAUGUCUCAACCGAAGUACCCCAAUGCAGAUUAUCCAAAAUGUUGUAAACGUAAUAUUGUUUGCGGCAAAUAAU